Messenger RNA from Adelges cooleyi (spruce gall adelgid), 1796 nucleotides. RefSeq names its product activating signal cointegrator 1. The record is from RefSeq and is a predicted model, not a curated record. Bases 136 to 1650 code for a protein of 504 amino acids. The transcript has 12 exons. Gene Ontology annotation, cellular component: nucleus. Gene Ontology annotation, molecular function: zinc ion binding; transcription coactivator activity. Gene Ontology annotation, biological process: positive regulation of DNA-templated transcription. Lineage: Eukaryota; Metazoa; Arthropoda; Insecta; Hemiptera; Adelgidae.
UAUUAAAUAAAAAAAGUACAACACCGUUAUCUUUUGCCGAAUAUACAAAAUACGAAGGCGACGAGAUUUUCGACAAUAAUUUUAAGUUGCAAUUAAAUUUUUUAAUUAGUAGUAAUUAACCGUUAAUUAAAAGAUAUGUCUAAACAAGAGUUUAUUCAAUGGAUAUGUGAUAGAUUAUCUGCAUUAUUGCAGUUUGAAGUUCAAAAUGAGAUGGCUGAAUAUAUACUGUCAAUGCAGUCAGAAAAAGAUUUAGAAGAAUACUGCAAUUCUUUAUUAGAUCUCAAGUCGUCGAUACACAAACAAUUUCUGAGCGAUUUAAAAAAGAGAUUUCGUCUAUUGAACCAAAAACCUGCAACCGGUAUUCAAGGGCCACAUAUCAAACUAAAUCAACCUAAAAAUAAUAAAAACCAAGACCAAACAAAAGAUGCUGAAAAAAACCCACAAAAAUCCGAACCAAAAUCUAAGAACAAAAAAUACGUAAACAUAUUUUCAGACGAAGGAAUCAAUCAACAAGAAAUAUUUUUAAAAGGGCGUCAUAAGUGUGACUGCCAAGCAUCGAAACACGGUUUGAUCAAUAACUGUUUAAGUUGUGGCAGAAUAGUAUGUAAGCAAGAAGGUUCUGGACCCUGUGUUGUUUGUGGGGAAUUGGUAUGUUCAAAUGAUGAAAAACUUUUGCUUAACUGUAAUAAUAAUAAAUCAAAAGAACUUUACAAUCAAUUAAUCGAGCUAACAGUUCAGGCAAAAAGUGAUAUAAAAGCCCUUGAACAUCGCAAUAAACUUUUGGAAUAUGAUCGUACCAGUGCUAAACGUACCAACGUCAUAGAUGAUCAAAUGGAUUACUAUUCAGUUAACAGUGGAUGGCUGUCUGCCAAGCAAAAGGACCAAAUGAAAAAAAAAAGUGAUGAACGACAAGAAAAGCUACAUGGCUCGCGAAGAGCUAAAAAAUUCACUAUAGAUUUUGCUGGAAGACAAGUGUAUGAAGACGAGGAAUUAGAUGAUGAAGAAAAUGAAGAUUCUAUGAAUGAUUGUGAAGAAUCGCAGUUUGUUGAAAUUAAUGAACAAAUAAGUAAUCCAUUAAUAAAAAUAGAUUUAAAGUUUAAUAAUAAUUGUAUAAAAACUAUCAAAAAAAAAAAUUCUAAUCCAAAACAAUUAUCCAUGCAAGAAACCCAAGGAAUAAAAAGAGUUCAAGACGCUGAAUUAAUGUUAAUGACAGAUUCUGGUAUGUGUAUGAGUAUGCAUCAGCCAUAUGCUUCACUUCUACUACUCAAUAUCAAAUGUCAUGAAGGUCGGUCUUGGUAUACUUCUCACCGAGGAAGAUUAUGGAUUGCCUCGACUUCCAAAAAGCCAACUCCUGAGGAAGUUGAACGGCUAGAAUCAUUUUAUAAAUAUUUAAAAGGAGACAUGGAAUUCCCAAAACGAUAUCCAACCAGUUGUUUAAUGGGUUGCGUUAAUGUCGUGGAUUGCUUAUCACAAGAAGAAUAUAUGGAACAAUACCCACAAGGGGAAUGUGAAAGUCCUUUUGUGUUUAUAUGUAAAGAUCCAGUCAUGAUGGCUAAUCAAUUUCCAAUCAAAGGACAACAUAAAAUAUACAAAUUAGAUGAAAAAAUUCAUACUGCUGCCCAAAAAUGCCUUACAAAGCAGAAAAGUUGAAUUAUAUUCUAUUCAUUAUAUAAAUUAGUUUCUUUUUCAGAGCAUCUAUUUCAUUCAAGAAGACAAAUGGUUGAAAUUAAAUAAAUACUUCAAUGAAAGUAAAUGUAAUGUAAUAUAUAUAUAUUUAUUUCCUGUUCUAUAAAAAC